AUGUUAGCUGCCAGAGCCAAUGAUCGCAAACAACUGUUCAAGAAACAGAAUGAUUUGGAGCAUGGACGCCGUCGACGAGAGGAAACAACAACGCAACUGCGAAAGGCCAAGAAGGAAGAACAGUUAAUGAAAAGGCGACAGGCAGCGCAGCCGCAUGCUUUGAACGCCACGGAGGACGAUAAGCGUGUCUUCACCAAGGCUGACAUUCCCAGUUUGAUGAAUGAUUUUAUUAGUGCCGGGAGCAACAUGAACGACCCCAAGGUCUUUUCUGCGGUUCAAGGCUUUCGGCGCAUGCUCUCAGUGGAGGACAGCCCUCCCGUAGACGAGGUCCUUGAAGCAGGGGCGUUACGUUUCUUUGUGGGCCUCCUGGACCCCAGUAACGUCCACACCCUUGUUUUUGAAGCCACCUGGGCGCUCACAAACAUUGCGUCAACCGACAAGACGCAAGCAGUCGUUGACGGUGGGGCUCUUCCCAUGCUGAUCCAGCAUUUGCACCAUCCGGUCGCUGAUGUUCGCGAACAGGCGGCGUGGUGUAUCGGCAAUAUCGCUGGUGACUCUCAGGAACUAAGAGAUCUGGUUCUUGGGAGCGGCGCUCUCGUUGGAUUGAUUCUCAAUCUCAAGGACCCCGCCACAGCCUCUUUGCUCGGCAAUGUGACUUGGGCGGUGUCAAAUCUUUGUCGGGGCAAGCCAAGCCCGCAAAAACAUCUAAUUCAGCCAGCUGUCGGCCCCCUUGCAGAGUUGCUCGGCCGCACGGUGGGCCCUGAAGUGAUGGUUGACGCUGCUUGGGCAUUGUCUUACCUCGCCGACGGGGACAAUGACAGAAUUGAUAUGGUCAUGGAGACCGGAGUCACUGAAGUUCUUGUCCAAUUGUUGGAAAAGAACCAUUUGGCUCUGACUACUCCUGUGGUCAGAACACUGGGUAACUUUGUCACUGGAGACGACCUCCAGACCCAGACGGUUGUUGAGGCUGGAGUGAUCGAACCAAUCGUCGGACUCCUCAACCACCCAAGCAAGGGCAUUCGGAAGGAGUGCUGCUGGCUGCUGUCGAACAUUGCAGCUGGCACGGAGGAUCAAAUCGACAUGCUCGUUGAGGUUGACCGCAUCUUUGAGACCAUGGCUCACAUUGCUCAAAAUGACAGGCACGAAGUGAGAAAAGAGGCUCUGUGGGUGAUCGCAAAUGUUUUCACCACAGGAACAGAAGAACAAUUGCGCCAUGUCGCGAAUCACGAAGGGCUCAAGGCCCUCGCGGAUGCUCUUAGCAGCAUGAAAGACAGCAAGAGUCUAAUCGUUGUCAUGGAGGCCCUCGACAAGGUCUUUGAAGUCUCUGCUCGGCGUGACUUGAAUUUCACGAGGGAGUUCGAUGAGUGGGGCGGCAUCGACGCACUAGAAGAGCUUCAAAGUCACAGCAGCGAGGAGGUGUACGAAAAAGCUGUGGAGCUCAUUGAAAAAUAUUAUGGUGGAGAUGACGAAGAAGACGAGAACGUCGCUCCUUCUCAAGAAAAUGGGAUGUUCAGUUUUGGCACAGCCAAGCAGCUGUUUCCCGCCGAUGGCAAUGCGGAUAGUGACAAGUACGCUCCUGUUUUUGGGCAAACACAGGCCAACUCAGCAAACAACAUUCGCAUGUUCUAA
This is a messenger RNA of Seminavis robusta, 1629 nucleotides long. The record is from the annotation of a GenBank genome assembly. NCBI's taxonomy places the organism in Eukaryota, Bacillariophyta, Bacillariophyceae, Naviculales, Naviculaceae.